Molecule: messenger RNA, 5480 nt
Organism: Orussus abietinus
Lineage: Eukaryota; Metazoa; Arthropoda; Insecta; Hymenoptera; Orussidae
Gene: ZnT63C
Product: zinc transporter 1
Exons: 8
Coding region: 558-1862 (434 amino acids)
Biological process (GO): intracellular zinc ion homeostasis; zinc ion transmembrane transport; detoxification of zinc ion
Cellular component (GO): membrane
Molecular function (GO): zinc ion transmembrane transporter activity
Source: RefSeq, a predicted model, not a curated record
ACGUAAUGGACCCCCUAGAGCGCGCUCUUUUUCGAAAUCGAAGUGUUCUCGGAAACGUUUUUAUUGCGUCCAUACUCUUCCUUUCUCGACGAACGUGUGGGUAAUCGGCCAUGGAGGGGGUGAGCGUGCACACCUUUUAUACACUCCCGUGGACGAGUCGAACUCGAUGAGUUCGAUAACGCGACCCGUAGGCGACGUAGUUGAGCAGUCUCCUCUCGUAGUGUUUUUGAAAAUCGGUUGGCUGCGGAGUCGGCGGUGAUGCGUUUUUACAUGUAAUCUCGCCUGAUCGUCCGACAAUGAAGUGACCGUUCGUUUACGAAAAUCUCCCGUGCGGGCUCCGAUAUGUCGCCGAAUUGAUUUUAGUUUCCUUUCGUUUCCUUUUAAUCGGGCAUCGUCGCCGAGCGCAACUGUGCUUGAAAUGAACCUAUGAACCUAUGAACCUAAAAAUCUGACCCUCGUGCGUCACGUUUUAUGCCACGAUCGCUCGGGUCUCGCUGACGAGGCCGGAAAGAAAUUCCCCCGAUUUCUACGUAAAGGAUCACGUUUGAGGGACGAAGAUGGGCCGGUACACGGGAAAGAAGUGCCGCCUCCUGUCGAUGCUAUGGCUCACGGCAUUCUUCUUCCUGGUGGAGAUCAUCGUCGGAUACGUCACUAACUCGAUGGCGCUGAUCGCCGACAGCUUUCACAUGCUCUCGGACGUGGCGGCGCUGGUGAUCGCGUUCCUCUCCGUCAAGAUGUCGCCGAAGAAGUGGUCGAAGAACACCUUCGGCUGGGCGAGGGCGGAGGUGCUGGGCGCCCUGGUGAACGCGGUCUUCCUGGUUGCCUUGUGCCUGAGCAUCACCGUGGAGGCCUGCAAGAGGUUCAUCGAGGUCGAGGAGAUCCACGAGGCGAAACUCCUGGUGGCUGUUGGCGCCCUGGGACUCUUAGUCAACGUGGUGGGCCUGUGCCUAUUCCAUGAGCACGGGAAGGCGCACAGACACUCCCACGGGAUCUCUCGGAGCCAUAACCGAUUGAGCACCCUGGUGGGGACCGACGACAACGAGAACGACGAGACUUUCCGACCGCCUCCUCCACCGGUCAAGAGAAUGGCCGCCCAUGGCCAUUCCCACGGAGCGAGUCAGAUGAACAUGCGGGGUGUAUUUCUACACGUGUUAUCGGACGCCCUCGGCUCCGUUAUCGUGAUAGUCUCGGCACUUAUAGUCUGGCUCACAGACUGGGAGUACAGAUUUUAUAUCGACCCUGCGCUGUCGCUUCUUCUGGUCCUCCUCAUCCUGAGAUCCGUUUGGCCGCUUCUGCACGAGUCCGCCAUGAUUCUUCUGCAAACCGUGCCGACCCACAUCCAGGUCGACGCGAUCCAGCAGCGUCUUCUGGAGAACGUCGACGGCGUCCUGGCGGUGCACGAGUUCCACGUCUGGCAAUUGGCCGGCGAUCGCAUCAUCGCCUCGGCGCAUAUACGGUGUCGCAAUCUGUCGGAAUACAUGAAGAUCGCCGAGCAGGUCAAGGAGUUCUUCCACAACGAGGGAAUUCAUUCCACCACGAUACAGCCGGAAUUUAUACACUAUCAGUCGAAUAACGAGGUCAAGGAAACUCCUACGGAAGACUGCGUCCUCGACUGUCCGAAGACGGACAAGCCUUGCAAUCAAGCCACGUGUUGCGGUCCCUCCAAACAGGGCCGUGAGACGCCGUCGCCCCGGGAGACGCCGUACAUGUGCCGGCAGCGCAACAGCCUGGCUAGGUCGACGGGAUCCCUGGCCGACCCGGAGCAGCAGGAGGUGAACGAGAUGGAGCGCGGACAUCUCUUGUCGCCCCCGAGCUCCCACCACUCCGUCCAGCUGCAGCACAUCAACUCCCCGGCCGUGUGACUCCUAGAGCAGGCCCCAUCGGCUGCUCCUACUCCUCUGUGUACACGAGGCGCAAUAAACCAAUAGAGAGGCCGAGGUAGGGAGUGCCACGGCGUAACUCUCGGUGACGGGGCUCCAGGUCCCCCGGUAGACGUUUUCUCGAACUCGGGUCGCGUGGGAGCGGACUUUAAGGUCCCCGAGGUGUCUGGGUGGAGGUGGCGCCUCGACUGACAAUCCUGUGUUUCGUUAACUACUCCCGUGGUCGUUGCUUGCGGCGCCAUGUGCCCGUCGCAGGUUACUCGGUAACGAUUAAAGUAAGCAUGGCAGAGUGUAGGGAAAAUUUUCCAUUUUUGCGGCUUUUUAAUGUUAAUGUGAGAUGUACGAGGGCAGAUCGGACGCGGUCAAAAGACGUCGUUUAAUGCUGUAAGUCAGGUGAGUUAGGGAACAUCCUUAGCGCUAUGCUUACUACUAUUGUUACUCGAAGUGUCUGUGAAUGCCUUAAUCAUCGCUAUCGCGAUAACUCGGGCUUAUCGAUCAAUUAGACCGCGAUAUGGUUCCACGGGGAACCUGGCUCGCGAUGGCUGGGUCUUGAAGUUCACGGUAUACUCAGGCGGAAACAUUAACUGCAUCGCUGUUCCUGGGUUAUCAACGAUCACGAUUAGGAAGUGCGUUAACGCAGUUGAAGCGAGAUGAGAUGCGAGGCCUUCGAGAGGAGACCAAGAAGAUGAGAGUUCUCCCCCUUCUGCGACAUCUAGUAGUGGGAUUUGGUACUAUAAGACUUUAAUCUUCCACGGAUGGGAAGUCCUACUUGACUUGAAACGAGGGAAUUCAUAGCGGUUAAGCUUCCAUUUCUCAACCUCGUCUACGUCGCAUAUUUUCGACUCGAUACUUUUCGUACACAGGGGUGACUUAAAACCUAAUCUAACCUAACCUAACCUAACCUAAUCGCGCUUCAUUCGCCCACAGAACGGCGCGUUCCGAUGGCGGAAAGUCGGACCGACCGGUUCACUGCAGCCAACGAAUACACGCAUAAUAACGUUUACGAUAAUAAUAGAUGUAACGACGCUAAUGAUAAUUGUAACAAUAAUUUAAUGGACUUCUAGACGACUUGAGGUUGAAGCGCGUGCAUGUUUUGGAUGCGCGGUCACGAUGAUGAAGCGCGCAACUCCGGGAAAGAAAAUGGCGGACGGGGCGCCGAAUCGUCGACCUCGAAUUCCUGUAUAGAAAAUACAAUUUCUGCGGAGAAGAAUGAAGGAUUCCUAGCGGGGACGCGGUUGCGAUGCCACGAAACUCGCCGUUUGUUAAAUUUAUUACGCCUAGUUCGUCGAAUCGCGUUAAAACCGAUCCUCCCAAGAUGGCCGCUCUUUCAGUUCCCUACGUCGAGCGUUCUCCAGACCCUUUCGGCGUCGCCUUUUCCUCCAGGAGGGAGAUAAUGCGAUUCGUCGCUUUAUAGGGAGGUUUUUCUUAGGGACACAUCGUACGUUAAGUUCCUCGGGACCUUCGAAGAUUUCGAAUCGCUCGUCGGGCGCAAUAAGGACGCCUUUCGUUUAACCCAUUGGCAUCAUAAGGAAAUAUAAAAAAAGGGGGUCCUUAUCACCAAAUUUCAGGCUGAAUGAUAGUGACAAGUUAAAUUGAGCGUAUAUGCACAGUGGCGGACAUGAAGGCCUUCCCUGCAGAUACGACAUCGCCUGUGCAGGAUGGGAGGGCAUUGAUGUCUCCCAGUGUGCCAAUGAUGCAAAUGGGCUAACGAACGCCUCCGUUAUCGCGGAGGCGCUCCCAAAGUCGCAGUCGACAUUUUACUUAAGGACACCGGAAAUCCACGGAAAUGUUACGAUAAUCCCAAGUAUCGCGAGCAUUGUCAUGAUUGCGAAAAAGCGGAAACGCUAAGACGCGCGUUUUUAGGUAUCCCUUCCAGGGCCUCCGGUUGGCCGCCGUCGCACGACGCCAAAGACAGGCAGCAUUAAUUACACGUCUAAUUUAAUUACCAGUUGUGUCGCUGUUAACGGCAGUUAUAUAGUAGGGCGGUGCAUCUAAUCGAUGGUUGCGUUUCCGCCGUUAAUAAGGAAUAGUUGAUUAAACGUGGAGGUGCAAACGAGAGCGCUAAGUUUAAAGAUCCAGCCAUUCGCGAUUACCUCUUAAAGGUGGCUACCCGCUUAACGAUAAAUCCUGGCGAUAAUCUGUGCAGAUUAAUCGAGUCCCAUGGCAUGUAUCGACGCAUUCAUUUAAUCCGUAGAGAUCGGUUUACACGGGUUUAUCGCAACGAUUGUUAAAUUGAUCGUAGCAAUUGUGCUGUAGAUACAUCUACGGAUCGGUUUGCACAUAUUAAUCGCCACGAUUUAUCGUAACGGGUGCAGUCAUCUUAACGGAUCCCCGUUAACGUCGAAGUCAAUUGUUCUCGCGCAACUACUCCCCCGCAAUUCUUAUGAUUGAUUACGAGGCUAUUUGUGUACGUCGGUGAUUACGUGGGGCGGUUCCGUAGGCGAAUUAUUUUUCUAGGAUCGGCUAGAAGACUGGGAGCAUGGCUGGCCUUUUUAACGAGUAAUGAGACAUGCGUUCGUGGCGUUUAACUAGACUAUAGUUGUACAUUCUACGCGUCUUUUUAAUGUCGCUUAUCGGAAGUGCGUCGUCUUAAGGUGAUAUCAAAGGGUCAUUCUAUAUACCAAAACGUCACGAUAUAUGACGUUUUAUAUAUGACCCUUUCGUAUCGUUUUAAGUGACCUCGUGUGGCGAUUAAAUUGCAAUUGUAAUUAAGGCUGUCCAUGUCCGCACGACGCUCCGAGGGGAAUUCAUGUUUCGUCGUUUAUCGGCAGUAUUGCUACGUAUAUAUAUAUAUAUAUUAUAUUAUAUUAUAUAUUAAUUGUUAAGUGUAAAUCUCGUCACGUACUGAGGGUAUUAAAACGCACGCCCUGUCGGCAUGCGCGAUACAUUUUUUGCGCCGACCCGGGGAGGAAUUUUGCCUUUAAUGAACGAUCAUGUUCAGCCUCUUGACGUAAAUCGCGUUUUUAGGGAAUAUUUUGUAAAGCGCAUUCGUACCAAACGUUAAUAAUCAUCCGAGAGGCGCCUUGGAUGGGACUUCCUCGAAAUAGAAAAGAAUUCCCGAAGAUGUUCCGGAAGAGCGAGCGUGAUUAAUCGAUUAAGAAGUCGAUCGAGGGGGGAAAAGGAAAAAUCAAUCAUGUAAUUGAAACGUAAUCAGUUCCGCUCGGAGGAGUGAUAGAAAUAAUUUCCGGUCUCUUCUUAUAUUCCGUUUCCAUAACGCCGGAAGUCAUUGAGAAUUAAAUUACCGCGGGAAAUUAAUCAGGCGCUUCGACGAAACGUUUUUCCGAAACGCAUCGACAAAAAUCAAUGGAAAUGGAUUUUCUUGAAUGAAGAAAAUCUUUUUGGCGUUUUUUACAUUUUUUUUCUUCCUGCGAUUUGGGGGGAGAAAAAUAUGCCAUUCGGAGAUUAUUGUCUGGUAGGAAUGUUUAUAUCAGGACGCGAUUAUUAAUCGACUUGCGGGCUCAGAUUCUGCGGACGAUUGGGCGUUUCUCUGAGACUUCUUUUAUUUCACGCGGUAAAGACGUAUGUACAUAAAAAGUAAGAUGAAAUAUUUAUAAACCGAUGUUAUCGAGGUAUAGAGAAAUAUAAGUUUUAUCCACCGAG